Drosophila takahashii is the source of this 3421-nucleotide messenger RNA. RefSeq names its product alpha-Esterase-9 (gene alpha-Est9). Lineage: Eukaryota; Metazoa; Arthropoda; Insecta; Diptera; Drosophilidae. The record is from RefSeq and is a predicted model, not a curated record. Gene Ontology annotation, molecular function: serine hydrolase activity; cholinesterase activity.
UUCACGCCAAGCGGACGCGUAACGGCAACAAAUGCCAGACUAUACAUAGCCAUAAAAUACCAUCCAUCGCCCACAAAAGCCACAAACUAUAUACAAGAUAGACACCGGGCAACAAUAGUGAGCGAUCCGAUCUACAAAACUCAAUUCCGCGACUCGGGCAAAAGUUAUGUGAUUUAGCGUUAAUUCCGGAACUUUUCGCAUCCUGCGUUUUCAUUUUCCAGCGUGGUUUUCGACGCGUGUGCGUGUGUUUGUGCGCAGGACAUAAAAGCUCCGUGUUUUGUUGAUAUACGCAGUCCUUGCAAGGCCAUCGAACAGCUGGCAGUUCCUCAACUCGCACUAGGCAUAAAAACAAAACAAUUUUUAUAAAAACAUUUUUUAAAUAUUUACUCAAGCAAACAAACCAAAACCCAAGAACGAUUUUUAUAAUUUACAAAGACCCAAAAAAUAUACAUUUUGGCUGCUUUUAAAGGGCGGCUGUUAAUUUGUUAAUUGAACUCCAGCCGAAAAGACACAGCGAAAAGAUAACAACAUGUCUUCCAUGGCUGCAUUUGAUCAGUUCAAAAUUGGACUCAAAAUGGUUGACUUUAAGGUCCAACAACGUCGCUACAGGACCAGCGAAAAGACUGUCGUCAGCACCACCUACGGACCCAUCAAGGGUGUGAAGAGGAAGUCCAUCUACGGCCAGUCGUACUUCAGUUUCGAGCGGAUUCCGUUCGCUAAGCCGCCGGUGGGAGAGCUGCGCUACAAGGCCCCACAGCCCCCAGAGGUCUGGACGGAGGUCAAGAGCUGCACCUCCCAGGGACCGAAGCCCCUCCAGAAGCACUUCGUGUUCGAGAUGACCGAUGGCUCCGAAGACUGUCUUUACCUCAAUGUCUACACAAAGAAUUUAUAUCCCACCAAACCAAUGCCUGUGAUGGUCUGGAUCUAUGGCGGAGGCUUUCAGUUUGGCGAGGCCUCGCGCGAAUGUUACAGUCCAGAUUAUCUGCUGCGUGAGGAUGUGGUAGUCAUUUCUAUCAACUACAGAUUGGGACCUCUAGGAUUCCUCUGCCUGGACGAUCCCGAGCUCGAUGUUCCCGGCAAUGCGGGUCUCAAGGAUCAAGUGCUGGCCCUCCGAUGGGUCAAGGCCAAUUGCUCCCGUUUCGGAGGAGAUUCCGCGAAUAUAACCAUUUUCGGAGACAGUGCGGGAAGUGCCUCGGUCCACUACAUGAUGAUCACGGAGCAGACGCGCGGACUCUUCCACAAGGCCAUCUGUAUGUCGGGAAACACGCUUUCUCCCUGGGCCGUGACUCCCCAGAGAAAUUGGCCAUAUCGAUUGGCCGUUCAGGCGGGCUAUACGGGUGAAAAUAACACGCGCGAUGUGUGGGAGUUCCUGAACAAUGCCAAGGGAUCCGAUAUCAUCAAAGCCAACGGGGAACUGUGCAUCGAUGAGGAGAAGAAGGAGCGCAUUGGCUUCUCAUUUGGACCCGUGAUCGAACCCUAUGUGACCAGCCACUGUGUGGUGCCCACGAAACCCAUCGAAAUGAUGCGAACCGCCUGGAGCAACAACAUCCCACUGAUCCUCGGAGGCGUUUCCAACGAGGGCCUACUGUUGUACUCCGAGACCAAGUGUAAUCCCAAGUGUCUCAACGAGUUGGAUGACUGUCGAUUCGUGGUGCCCAUCGAAUUGAACAUGGACAGGGAGAGCGCCCUCUGCCGGGAGUACGGCGAUCAGCUGAAGCAGUGCUACUACGGCGAUAAGACGCCGAGUCUGGACACCCUGCACGAAUACCUUCAGAUGGUCUCCCACGAGUACUUCUGGUUCCCCAUCUACCGCACAGUAUUGUCCCGCCUGCAGUACGCCCGCAGUGCGCCGACGUACCUGUACCGCUUCGACUUCGACUCGAAGCACUUCAACCACCUGCGCAUCCUGAGCUGCGGCAAGAAGGUGCGCGGCACCUGCCACGGCGACGACCUGUCCUACUUGUUUUACAACUCGCUGGCGAGGAAGCUGAAGAACCACACGCGCGAGUACAAGUGCAUCGAGCGGCUGGUGGGACUGUGGACGCACUUCGCCGCCUGCGGAAACCCCAACUUCGAUCCGGAGCAGCAGGACCUCUGGCAGCCCGUCGAUCUGGCGGCCGUCGAGAAACACCAGUUGAAGUGCCUUAACAUUUCCGACGAGCUGAAGGUGAUCGACGUGCCCGAUCUUAAGAAGUUGAUGGUCUGGGAGAGUUUCUUCCGACGCGACGAACUGCUGUAGGGAUGUACAGAAAUCCAUCUAGACUAGAUCUGUAGCUUUACUUGUACAAGGGUGGGUCAUAUUUGGAGACCAAGUAGUAUGGGAGUUGAAUUUAUUAUGGGGACAAUUUUACUUGGUAUGUAAUUCCCAAAGAAAAGAAGAGUCUUAUAUUUUGCUUCUAAGAUAUUUUCUACAAGCAAAUCUUAGUUUUUCUAUGAUUAAGGGAUUUUAUCCCCGAUAAAAACCACUGUCUUAUGUGACAAUGUUUCAAUGCUUUUGGCAUCCCCAUAAAGUGAACCCACCCUUACCAGUUAUGAUUAUGAAAGCUUUACGUUGAAGCCUCUGUUUGAAACAAUGCAAAGCGUAGCUUUAGACCUGAGAUCAAGAGAGUUUACUGUUGUUAAGUUUGUCGUCGAGAUGAAUUCUAUGUGUGUUAAAGUUCAUCCGUUUCUAUCUAUAUCUUAUCGGAUCGAAUCUGUAGUCUAAGAAGGCUGUUUGUAUGUAGUAAUGACUCAUAGCCUAUGAGUGUGAAACAAGUCGCAACUAAAGUACCUUCUAUGAGAAACUACCAAACCAACUAAACCAAACUAAACAAGACAGCCAAGGAAUCUGAGCUAAGAACUUAUAUUUAACGUUCCUUUAAGUCUCGCUGAUAUCUUUGAAAAGCCAACUAAUAUCAACCGUAUUUUAUACAAUUCACUUUAUUCGAGAUCGUUAUAAGUCCUCAGCACAAACUUGAGUUAAGAGUUCCAUUCUUUUUUCUUCCAUUACCUAACGUACGCACACAUUUACAACAAGGAAAUUUCCAUUUGUGUUUCAACAACUAUAUAUUUAACUGAGACAACUAGUUAACCGUAACCAAUUUAUUUAUAUUCUUAGCCUAAGUCUUUUUAGAUAUUUAGCCUUUUGUAUGCAUAGGUUGUUUUUGGUAAAAUGUUAUAUUUGAACAAGCAGAAAACCUGUCCAAGUUUUACAUCAUUUUUAGAAUAUGAAAAAGAAACCAAACAAAAACUAUUUAUAUGGAGUCGUUUAUGAGUGUCUACAAGAAGAUAACGAUUUAAGUCGGCUGGUUUAAAUUAGUUUGCCUACGAAUUCUCUAUGUAUCCGAGUCUGUUGGAAACACAAAUUUAUUGUCGAAAAGCUUCAAAGUCAUGUGAUGCAAAUUAACUAUGAAAUUUGAAAAUGUAAAAAUCCAUAUUUUAU